AAACUGACCAUGUCAGCCAGAUCUUCCCUCAAGAAGAUGUCGCAGGCUAAGGGUCAAUCUUCUGGUUGGGCUGCUUUUGAUUUCAAGCAGAGACAGAAACAGGGUCUUGAAUCUGAAGUUGCCCAGGACCCAUUCCCGGCUAUAGCAAGCAAACGCAAUUCUUUGCCUCAGGGUGAGAAGAUGCUCAGGAAUAACCACGCUCUGCUCAAGUCAUUUUCUUCAGUCCUCCUUCCUUCUAUUAAUUUUCCAGCUGCGAAAGAGAAUGGGAAUAACAAAACUAUGUUUUUAAGCGGUGACUCUGGUGGCAAUCAUCGUAGUGCUGUUCCUCUGAAAGAUGCUACAUUAGCCACAAAGAAGCUCAAAGAGCAACAUUGUUGGGCUGAAAAUAGCUUGAUUGAAGAUGUGUUGGCUACUGUGAGUAAUGAUAUUUCUAAGGCCUCAACAUUUUUGGAAGCAAUGGCUUCUUCAGUCAACUUUGAAGAACAUAUUAUGGCUUCUGCAGUCAAUUCUGAAGAUCAAAAUGAAUCAAUUGUUCCUCGAUCAGCUGCUUUGGCUGAUAUUCCAUGUGAUAAGGCAAAUAAAGGCCUCGCUUUAGAAAAUCCAACGGACCUUGCUCCUUUUGGUUCUACUCAUUCUGGUCAUCACAAAGACUAUGACAAAGACCAUGAAGGUGGAAAAACUUCCCUAGUCCAAAGCUUCUCUGGCCAUGAAAACUUGAGAUUCAAUACUGGUCUCUUGAACUCUGUUCCUGUUGAGCCUGAGUGGGAAGAGGAUGAUGUUUAUUUAAGUCAUCGAAUGAAUGCAUUGCGAGUGAUGAGGUCAGCAUCCCGACACUCAAAGGGAGCCACUAAUGCUUUUCUGAGAGGUGAUCAUUGUUCUGCUCGGCAGCACUCAAUGAAGGCCCAAGAGAACUUGCUUACUGCUCAAAGACUUAAUGCUAAGGCUGCCAAAGAAAUUUUUAGUAUAAGGAAUAGUGAAAAUGAUAUAUGGAGAUUGGAUUUGCAUGGUCUUCAUGCAUCAGAAGCUAUUGAAGCCUUGCAAGAAUAUCUGCAUAGAAUUGAAAGCCAGGGAUUCUUAAAAGGUUCAAAUGGAGUGAAGGAUGAGGAUGGGGUUGUAGAUUUGACUUCUGGCUCAGUUAAUAGCAUGGAUAAGCGAAAUUUAGAUAAAAAGCAGGCACCUGUAAGGCUUAGGUCAUCAGCUUUGGAAGUCAUAACAGGUAUUGGUAAUCAUAGUCGAGGACAAGCUGCUCUUCCAACAGCUGUGAGAAGUUUCCUUAAUGAAAAUGGAUACCGUUUUGAAGAGAUGAGACCAGGAGUACUCGCUGUGUGGCCCAAGUUUCGUCGAAGUUGAUUUCUGACCUUGUGGGAUCUAUGCAAAAUAUGUCAUUGUACCAUUUCAAAGCUUCAUCAGGACUGCUGAGCUAGUUUUAGCAACACUUGAUUCUUGUCAAUUGAGAUUUCCCUCUUUAGGUGGAAUCGUAACAGGUUAUCUUUGUAAGUUCAGGAAGGGAAAACUCGCUUAAAAAUUAUGAUAUUGAAGCAAUAUGCUGUGUGUAUAAACAUCUGCAAAUUCAGAUCCAUUGCUGAUAUGACGUGGCUCAGCCUGGGCCGGCUAUUCACAAUGUGGACGAGAAAGAUACGCGUCCCUCCCCUUCAAAAGCUAAGUUUAGAAACUUUUGAAUUGUCGAGCAGUCGUUGUCUUUGUCCUAUUGGUAGUGAAUGAAUGGUUUCCAGUAUUUAUUUAAGAAAAACAUUGUCAACAAGUCAAAGUAUUCGCUGCAUGUGGAAUGGUCUCCUCCUGGUUCAUAUAUGUGUAUGUAUAUGUAUGUAUAUAUGUGUGUAUCCCAUUUUCAGAUUGGAAUAAUUUGGGGGAAAAACGUGUCCAAUUUUUCUUUCUUUUGCAUAUUCCAUAAUGUACCAAUGCUUCAAUAAACAAAAGGUACGUGUAUUGCAUUUAAAAA
Molecule: messenger RNA, 1960 nt
Organism: Neltuma alba
Lineage: Eukaryota; Viridiplantae; Streptophyta; Magnoliopsida; Fabales; Fabaceae
Exons: 4
Source: RefSeq, a predicted model, not a curated record